Molecule: messenger RNA, 4006 nt
Organism: Nothobranchius furzeri (turquoise killifish)
Lineage: Eukaryota; Metazoa; Chordata; Actinopteri; Cyprinodontiformes; Nothobranchiidae
Gene: arhgap11a
Product: Rho GTPase activating protein 11A
Biological process (GO): signal transduction
Source: RefSeq, a predicted model, not a curated record
UGUUUGAAUAUAUUCUCCGGAAAUAGGCCACUUGGCAAACCGAUUUGACGAGCGAGACGCGACGCAGUUGCCUUGGUAUUGUUUUUUAGUCGGUGCAGUGUGUUUACUUUACCGAUUUCGAGAAAAUAAGCAAGAAAAUCAGGUCCUGCUGUAGCGAGUUAUUUCGGAUAAAACGAGUUUUCAGCCAUAAUCGUUCUGGUUUUGCUAACAUCGCUAGCUAAUAUUUGGUUGCCAACUAUUCUUCAACGAUGCAUGAAGCUAGCCUUCAAGUAGACACAUUACAAUGUAACACGUCAGCAUGUUGGUACUGUAAUGUUAUUAUUUAUUUUUUUACAAAACAGUUGUUCGGAUGUAGUGUGCUUUGUGGAUAGUUAAACACGAGGGGAUGAUUUAGCGUCAGAAGUCAGGGGAAAGUGAUUAGCUUAGUGAAGGGCUGGGCUCAGGCUGAACAGUUGCAGCUGUACGUUUACAGGAGAUCGUAGACAUCUGGUUUAAGAAUACUUAGCCAGAAUAUAAUAAAAAAAAUAAAGUAUGGAGAAUAAUCUGAUGCGUCUAGUGGCUGUACAGCAUCUCCGCUCGGCUUAUGGGAUCAAAAUUAAGAGUUGGAACAAAAACAAAGCAUCGAGCUGCAAGACAACAACUAGCAAUUCGACCAAAGUUUUUGGGGUACCCCUGGACAGCCUACCAUGCUGCUAUAUGGAAUGUGGAAGAGUGCCAAGAUUUCUGGUAGAUGCUUGUGGUCACCUGGUCGCCCAAGUUGACACAGAAGGCCUGUUUAGGAAAUCGGGCUCUGUGGUCCGUCUGAAAGCGCUCAGGGCUAAACUUGAUGCAGGAGAGGAGUGCCUAUCUGCUGCUCCUCCCUGUGAUGUUGCAGGUCUUGUGAAGCUGUUCUUCAGGGAGCUUCCAGAACCCGUCAUUCCCACCGAGUUGCAGGAUGCCUUUUUUAAGGCCCAGCAGCUCCCCACUGAGGAGGAAAGAACUUCUGCUACCAUGCUUUUGACUUGUGUGUUGUCAGAGAGAAACAUUUCUCUUCUGCGCCACUUCUUCGACUUUCUCCAAUGUGUUUCUCAAAGGAGUGCAGAGAAUAAAAUGAACAGCAGUAACUUGUCUGUAAUUUUGGCCCCCAACCUCCUUCACUCUGGAGAUGCUCCAGAAAAGAUGAACGCUAACAUGGAGAAACGCCUCAAACUGCGGGCGGCCAUGGUGCACUGCUUCAUAGAAAAUGCCAACGACUUUGGUGUGUUACCGCAGUUUCUUCAGGAGAAAGUUCCUGCCAUGAUGGGCUGUGAGGCGGGCGUUUUUUCUCCCUCUCACGGUCACAGUGAAGAGGAAGACCUAAACUCAGGGAUGAAACGGAAAAAUGGACGCAGCUUUGGACAUGUGGUCAGUGGUGCUCUGAGUAAGAUAAAAACUAAUAGAACACCUACAAAAGGCACUCAGGCUGACAGUCUUGUCUUUUCUUCUGCCACCCCUGUGAUUGUGACACCAGCAUCCAAGCGCAAACUUCCAUUUGAGUCUCGCAACUCUUUUGGAUUUUCAAACAAGAAACGUAGAUCUAUCAAAAAGAGCCUUGGCAUAGACUUACUACCCAACGCUCUGUUCAGUGGCUCCACCACUCCUGGUUCAGCCUACAGCGCUUCUGGGGUGUUGGACUCCUCCUCGAACGUCUUGUCAUCGGUUGGGAGAUCUAAAAGGCAAACAACUACCUCUGCAAGGAGAAAGAGCAAAGGAUUAAGCAGCAAACACAUCAGCAGAGUUGAAUCAGGAAGAGCUGGCUGCUUUUCUCCUAAGGUCAGCAAAAAAGAAGAUCCAAGCAAGUCUCUGCGCAAGCGCUUUAGCCUGGGAAAGAGCAGCAAAGGCACCGGAUCUGAGUCCAUUGGUUUGCGACUUGCCACACAGAAGAGCACCUUCCUUUUCCCUGAAGUGACAGAUUUCAAUCUGCCCAGAAAUCCUGAGUCGAAAAGCUCCAAGUACAUUAGCAAGUCGGAGGACAACUUGGUGACCCCCCAGUUUGACUCGAGGGCUCACCGGGCUUCGUGGAUUGAAGAGACCCCUCUAGGAGCUGAGGCUUUCAGCGGAGGGUCUUUUACAGACAGCCCUGUGAACAUGCGCCUUAAGAGCAACUACACCUCCGAACCAGCCAUUGUCUUGUCCAAGUCUUCACCGGGGAGCAUCCGGCACUUGAAGUUGUGUUGUGCUUCCAGUGCAGAGAGCCUCGAGAGCACAGAAACUGUGAAAACUGGCAAGGAUGAGACUGAGACCAGCCGGGAGGAGGGAGGAGGGAGUGUGGUAAAACCCUCGGAUGAUAUCCUGUUUACUCCACCAGUCAAAGGUUUUUCUACGGACACAGAGACUCCCGUUCUAACACAACAGAGCCAUCCGGGAAAUAAGCAGAAUGUUACUUUUGGCCAAAUGGACAUGGCGGUGCUCACACCUUUGCAUAUUGAUAGUGUAGACUUUGAGUCCAGUGUACACUGUAGUCCAGUAAUCCAAGAUAAAUCUCAAUUUGGUUGCCACAGCAACUCCAUGUUCAGAUCAACUGAAAGUGUAGCAGAGCAGAUGAGCUGCAGCAGGCUCAUCGACGCUCUUGAUGUGCAAAGUCCUCAUUUCACACUGGGCGUCUCCUCAUCGACUCCCUACAAGCUGCUGGAAAAGGAGCCGGUUACGCCGACUAAAGCUGGCACUCCAGGCAGCAGAUCACAUGACAUGGAAGAGUUUAGCUCUAAAGCUCAAAACCAGCCGUUCCUUUCACUAGAGAACCAUAAGCCUGGGAAACGCCGGGUGGCGGACCACAUUCAACACUUCAACAAACUCACCCUGUACUCCCCCACCGACUCGACGAACAAACUAAUCCGGUCUCCGCUGAAGUUCCAACGCACGCCUGUCCGGCAGACGGUCCGCCGGAUCAACUCUCUCGUAGGAGAGAGUAGGAGACCCACACUCACAGUGGAGAAGUGUUUGAGUCUAGAGAGCGGCCUCUCCCCUCACUCAAAGCUCCAGCCUCAGCAGAGACGGCCUCAAGCGACACGCGUCAACCACGUGCCGCCUGGGAAGAAGCCUCCCCCCGUUCCACCCAAAAAGCUCAACAGUCUGGUGCAAAAACCAGCAUCUUCUGCUCUGGGAGACAUGACCAACAAGGUCCUACCAAAGAUUAAAGUUGAGAGCUCUGCCUCCAAUCCAACAGGAACCCAGAAGAAUCUGAUCCAACAGGUUGUUAAGGACACGAACCAUUACAGAGGUUCUCCCAGGAACCCGCUAAACACGGGACAACUUCUGUCGGCUACUAAACCGGUCGACCUAUAGAGGACGUUACGCUUCCUCCUUUUUUCUCUUGCUAUUCAAGUAUUUUAUUUUUUUUUAAACAUGACAUGAAACAUUUUGUCAUGGAUGCUUUUACCUCCCUUAAUUUAUUUUUUAGCUGUAGUAAAGGUUGUUUGUGUCCGACGAGUGGGAGAUGAUCAUUUUAGAUGAGUGUGCCAGCUAAAUUAUGGAGGUAUGACUGGAAAUGAUUCCAUGGACUGUUUUGCAUGUAUUUCUGCAUCUUAAGCCAGUUCUGAGCUUUGUGUUUUGGGGAUCAUUGAAAAGAUUAUUUUAAGUAUUUUCUUUAUAAAAGAUAUGACAACAUAUGUUCUUACUGUUCUUUUGUCUUGAGGUAGAAAAAGAGGAAAGAAAUUGCAUUUUACUGACUUUUCUCUCAUUUUUUAGAUUAUAAAACCUUUUUUCUUUAAAACUCACCACCAGCCUGCUUUAGACAACAGCUUUAGUUUUUUUAGUGACUGAAUCUUGGAUGACAUGUUAGUGAAACCACAAGAGGGCGCCCUACAUUAGUUUCUCACAGCUUUAUAAAGACUUGAGUAACUUCAGACUAACACGGUCAGAUUCGUGCUGUCAUUCAGCAGCUUUCUUGUAACCAUAUCUGAUGCAGGAUUGGAUCUCUCAGAUUUUUUUUCUGUUAUUUGUAAAAAACAACCUGAGCCAAACAUAAGUAAUAAAAAACCUAUCGCAA